AAAAUGAGGCGGUAGACUUAAAAAAUAGUACAGACAGCGACCUUUUUUAUUUGUUUGCUCUCUCUCUCUCUCUCUCUUCGUUGUUUGAAGUUUGAACUAGCUUCUCUUAAAUUUUCUCAUACCCUGGAGUUCAGGACGGGUACUUAGUUCUCUUCCUUUAUUACUUUCUACUUUUCUAGAAUCUUCCAUUUCCGUUUUCACCUCAACCGUUUUUCCGAUCAUUUUCUUCUUCUUUUUUUUUUUUUUCUCUUCUCUCUUCUUCAUCAAGCCACACUUUUACUUUUGAGGAUCGUCUUCUCGAAUAUUCUUCCUCUCAUAGUUCCAAGCUAGUAGAGUAGUAAACUCGACUUUGAUUCGUUGCUAUUAACAAAUUCCGUCAAAAAUUCGCAACUCAAUUCGUGUUUCUAGGUCAUUUCAACUUUCUUUGAAUUGCGAAUUUGUGAAAGGGAAUUAUUACAAAGGAGCGUUGAGAAGAUUAUGAAGAAGGUGAGGAGAAAGAUCGGAAAGUAUGACGUUGGUCGAACUAUUGGUGAAGGCACAUUCGCAAAGGUCAAAUUUGCAAAACAUACUGAGACAGGGGAAAGUGUUGCUAUUAAAGUCAUGGCUAAAACUACCAUUCUCAAUCAUAGAAUGGUUGAACAGAUUAAAAGAGAGAUAUCCAUUAUGAAGAUUGUCAGACACCCUAAUAUAGUCAGAUUGCAUGAGGUUUUGGCCAGCCAGAGCAAGAUCUACAUAAUCCUUGAGUUUGUAAUGGGAGGGGAAUUAUAUGAUAAAAUUGUUCAGUUGGGAAAGCUCUCUGAAAAUGAAUCUAGGCGCUACUUUCAACAACUUAUAGAUGCUGUUGCUCAUUGUCAUAAAAAGGGUGUGUACCAUAGAGACUUAAAGCCUGAAAACCUUCUUCUUGAUGCUUAUGGAAAUUUAAAGGUUUCGGACUUUGGAUUGAGUGCAUUUACUAAGCAGGGUGAUGACCUUCUUCACACCACAUGUGGGACCCCAAACUAUGUUGCUCCUGAGGUGCUCAGCAAUCAUGGUUAUGAUGGUGCAGCAGCUGAUGUAUGGUCAUGUGGAGUCAUUCUAUAUGUUCUAAUGGCCGGAUAUCUUCCUUUUGAGGAGGCAGACCUUCCAACGUUGUUCAGAAGGAUCAGUGCUGCAGAAUUUGUUUGCCCAUUCUGGUUUUCUGCUGGCGCAAAGACAUUGAUACAUAAGAUUUUGGACCCUAAUCCUAAAACGCGGGUGAAAAUAGAAGAAAUGAGGAAAGAUCUAUGGUUCCGGAAAAAUUAUUCCCCGGUCAAACUCAGGGAAGAUGAGCAAGUGAAUUUGGAUGAUGUUCAGGCUGUUUUUGAUGAUAUUGAGGACCAGUAUGUUUCUGAACGGUCAGAAAUUACCGGGGGAGGUCCUUUGGUAAUGAAUGCAUUUGAGAUGAUAACCUUAUCACAAGGGUUGAAUCUUUCACCUCUAUUUGACAGGCAUCAGGUGGGUGGGCAUCGGAGGACUUCUGAUUUCAAGUUAGGUUUGAGUCUUAGUAAUGAUUAUGUAAAACGGCAGACUCGUUUUGUUUCACGUAAACCAGCAAAAGUUAUAAUUUCAUCUAUUGAAGCUGUUGCAGAGUCAACGGGACUUAAGGUCCAUUCUCGGAAUUACAAGAUGAGGAUCGAAAAAGUUUCUGUAAAUAAGGUUGGACAAUUUGCGGUGGUCUUGGAGGUGUUUGAAGUCGCACCAUCCCUUUUCAUGGUAGAUGUUCGAAAGGCAGCUGGGGAUACUCUUGAGUAUCACAAGUUUUAUAAGAACCUUUGUGCAAAACUAGAAAGCAUUAUUUGGAGACCGGCAGAGACUACCCCAGAAUCUGUUUUGCUUCGACAAAUGACAUUCUGAUCCAGAUCCUGCCCAACGUGCCCGUAUGUUGCAAAUCUAAAUAAAAACACACCAUUGAAAGUUGCAGCUGCUUCUAAGGCAAAUUGGAACGGGUGUGCUUUCCAGCUAUCAUCAUAAUGCAAAGUGCACUUUAUGAAACAACUUAUACCGGAAUGUGUGUCGCUGUCAAGUUAUAGAGCAUUGUUUGAUUCCUCGGGUGAAGGAAAGAAUAUACAUAUUGUAAUGUAUCCCGCAAGGAACCAAUUGUUUGCUAAAUAAAUUGUAUAUUUGGUUCGGGUGGAAAUAGUGUGAAGUAUAUAAUUAGAAACAAUAAACUGCAUCAAUUUGGUGUUGGAAGAGUUACGAAAAUAAUCCAAGUGCCAAAUUCUAUUUACGAAGUCGCUAUGUUGGGAGGCAGGCAAAUCCGUGUAAAAAAUCAGAUGUAGUGUUAUUAACUUCAAAAUUAAUCUCACGGUGUGAGUCUAAAAUGUCUUAAUUGUGUGGAUAUCUUGAAACGUCUAGUGGAGGUCGAGCUCUAAUACAAUGGUUCAAAAUUGUUUAGGCUGGAUUAUUAUGUCUUUUAAAGAUUUAAGUUUGACACAUUUUGUUGAUAGAUGAUUGUAAUUAGGAUUUUUGUCUCUCUGCUUGUAGAAGGGGGUUCAACCCCUUAGUUUUUAUGGCUUCCCAACUAGAGUGCCUACGUUAGAGGUUUGAAUAUAACAUUGAUCUGAUCUGAUCUGAUCUGAUCUGAUUUUUUAAAGUUUGGAAUAUAAACUUGACCACAACUUAUUGUAAAUAUAUCGUCAAUACAUACAUACAAUAUAGUGCCUACGUUAGGUAUGAUCGGAUGUAUUUGAUACUUUUUUACAAUAUUGACACAUAUCAUUAUUCUUUUACUCAA
Messenger RNA from Trifolium pratense (red clover), 2752 nucleotides. Its product is annotated as CBL-interacting protein kinase 24. The record is from RefSeq and is a predicted model, not a curated record. The transcript has 15 exons. Gene Ontology annotation, molecular function: protein kinase activity; ATP binding. Lineage: Eukaryota; Viridiplantae; Streptophyta; Magnoliopsida; Fabales; Fabaceae. Bases 478 to 1872 code for a protein of 464 amino acids. Gene Ontology annotation, biological process: signal transduction; protein phosphorylation.